Lineus longissimus is the source of this 1731-nucleotide messenger RNA. RefSeq names its product protein C1orf43 homolog. The record is from RefSeq and is a predicted model, not a curated record. The coding region runs from base 116 to 835 and encodes 239 amino acids. Lineage: Eukaryota; Metazoa; Nemertea; Pilidiophora; Heteronemertea; Lineidae. The transcript has 10 exons.
CUGCAGUAAAACGAAGUCACGUGAUACGAAAAUGGCGUGUUGCACUUUUUGCGAAAUGAUGUUUUCCUGCAGACUAGAAUUGCUGGGACUGAAGUGAAGGAGUUGAAAGAUCAAUAUGGUUAAGGAAAUAUCUCUUGUUAGUGUGGUGCUUUUCAUAGCGUGUGGGACUCUGGUGUUCAUCAUCAUAUUUGUAUUUGCAAAACGUCAAAUCACCAGAUUUACCCUAAAGUCAGAUAAGUCUCCUCAUGCUCCAAUUGGGAGGGAUGCACCCAAGCAAUUACGGAAUGAAAUUGAUCGGCGGUUGAAGAGGGUGGCUGAGAUCAAGGUGGAACCAAAAUUGAUGUCGCCAUAUUAUGAGGAUGCUUUCCAAAAUGGUAGAACACAUGAUUGUCAUUUUUUAUUCAGAAUGAAAGCUGUAGAUUCAUUAAUGCUUUUAGAUCAGGAGAUUAAAUUCUAUGACAGUCGUUUAAAAAGAAAGGCAGGACAGCAUCUCAGACAGUACUUACUUAAUCUUACGACAGGGCCAUUAAAAAUGACCAAAAUUGAACUCAUUCAUGACUUUGCUGAUGCAUAUGAUAAUGCUCGGCAUGGCCCAGCGACAUUUGGUGAAAAAGAAUUUAUACAGUAUAUGGAAUAUCUAACAGAAAUAGUAGAAAAUAUAAAAUGCCAGAUUCCCAACCGGAGAAACAGUACAGCAAGUGCAGCGUCUGCCACAUCACAAACGGCCCUGAUUACGACGACACUCCUGGAAGGCCGGUCAGCUGAAGUCAAGUACAGGCAUUCAAAACAAGAAGAUUUGAUCUUAUUAGGUUCAUCAAAUCAAGUGUUUCUCUGAGCAGUAGAGGAGCAGAUAACUUGAGCCACAAAUCAGCUGUAGCUUGAAUUGAUGUGGAGAGGUCAGUGUGACAGUAAUGUCAAUACAGACAGUUGUAGAGUGCCACUGACUGUGUUUAUAGAUCCAAGGACAGUUGCAGAUAACUUGAGUUACAAGUCAGCUGCAGUUUAAUGCAGUUUAGUGAUGUAGAGGGUAUAGUGUAACAGGAAUAGCAGUUGUCGCAGAAUCUCCUGUGCUUAUCCCAGCAUGCAACUACGUAUGCCUGUAAAAACGAUUGAAAUAUUCCUGAGACUUGUCUGGGAGGAACAAAUUUACAACCGGAAGACUGGGAUACAAUCCUUUCAAGCUGAAAUUGAACCCUUUUAUUCUAUAGUGUGAUGUCUCUUGUUUCUUAACUAUUUCAGCCCUAUGACCGUUUAAACACGGAUUUUAUAACAUUUCCCAGAUCCUGCUACCGCAUGUACACGCUGACGCCGUAACAAGUUUCUCGUUCAUCAUUGACGAUCUCAAAUGCGAUUGGGGAGCCAUCUACAAGUUGUCUAUCCAACUAAUAGACCAAGUAAAAAUUCACAGACUAUAUUUGGUUCGUUUUAAGUCCACAGGUGGCGUGGGUGUUGAAUCUGAUUUCGAGACGGUCGUAACCAUUUUUUCCUGCAAUUUUCCCUGGAGUUGUGUCAAAAUCGGCUAGGGCUGAAAGAGUUAAUGGGACAAGUGGACGGGUUUAUCCAUGAGUUUAAUUUGUAAAAAUGUUGUAGAGUGUAUUAUAAGAUAAUACAGAUCUAUUGUCCAUUCUGUGAAUGGUGUAUGUCUUGCUAUUUGUAAUAAUCUUGUGAAGAUGCAACUACAUGUAUGUAAAUUGGAAGGGAUUUAAAAAUAAAUAUCAAAAAUUUGCUUCA